AUGACGUUCAAUCAGGAUGAUGAACUCUUCACCAGGGCCAUAUCUGGGUACCGCGAAGCAUUUUUGGAUCGAUAUUCCCACCUUUCGGAUGCCGAACGAAAUCAACUCUGGAGCCGCCGGAUCAGCCCUUUUAUCCCGGCCCUCGAACGGAACGACGUGACCCCCAGCAAGGGCAAACGAACUCGACAGGAUGCUAUCCCGCGGACGGUCCCUGGUUCUGGUCUUCCGCAAGCGAAACGGCGAGCCACCACCCCGGAUCUUCCGGUGACCGUCGAGCUCAGGCGCGCACUCUCCCAAGCAUCCACCGCUGGUAGUCCCCGAAAGGGUCCCUCCCCAGCGUACCGGCAUACGCCCAUGGUCCGCUCGCAGAGCCAACAGAUCCCCAUAUCCCACUGGCACCCACCCGCGGUCAUGGGCAAAGGGCCAUCUUUCGGAACGAGGACCCAGCAACCGCGCGAGCAAGUGAUCGACGAGUACUCGCCUUCCGAAUACACGGAACAGCUGCAACUGGACGAUACCGAGUCAUAUCCUUCUGGUACUGGUUCGGCUAUGCCGCUCGGUCUCGCGGCUCAUGGAUCGACUGAACUGCAACUCCACCACGGACAGGUCUCUCCUGAUACAACCCCCGCAGCCAUCAACAUGACUCGCAGUGGAACAACCGACACGAUCAUCAACCACUUUGACAACUUCCGAUUUGAUCAAACGGCUCCAAACGCGGACCCGGAUCUGGCUUCCUACUCUAUCCCCAUCCCCCCAGAAUGGGUGCCCACAUCCACAUCUGGUCUCCCUUUCCCUCCCCUAUAUCCUGACAUAGAUUCCACUUUCCCACUCACCUACCCUCCAUCCUUCUCCACAUCUGCCCCCUGCACAACUUCCUUUCACCAUUUUCAACACACCCCGAUAUCUGAAAUCGAAUCCACAUCCACAGUGGAUGUCAAACCUACCCUACAAUCCGAAGACCAAGUCCCCCGCGCAGUCCGUCGGACCCAAGAACAAGUCGCCCAUGCAUCCCGUCCCAUCGCUCCGAAGCGCGAAACCCACGACAGCACAAGUCCCAUCCUGAUCCAAGACAGCACAGACCCACACAAGAUGGUCCGCAUCUCACCAACAGACGGCACCGCUAAAGAAGUAGCAGCCAUCCCCAAGGCCUCCAUCCAGCGCCCCCCGCGUCAAAAAACAUACUGCCGCCUCUGCACCGAUCAGCCAGAAGGAUUCCACGGCGAACACGAACUCCGCCGCCACAUGGACCGCGUGCACGCCUCCGUCCGCAAAGUCUGGGUCUGCGUCGAUAUUUCACCCGACAAAUCUUUUCUGGCGAACUGCAAAGCCUGUCGGAAUGGCAAAAAAUACGGCGCGAACUACAAUGCCGCGGCGCAUCUUCGACGCACGCAUUUUAAUCCCUGUCAACGUGGAAGAGGAGGACGGGGGAAGGAUAGCGAGAAGCGAGGUGGAAAGGGUGGGGGGAAUCAUCCACCUAUGGACGUUCUUAAGCAUUGGAUGAGACAGACUGUUGAGCGAGCUGAGGAGGGGAAUGAUAGUGUUGAGCUUGAGGCUGAGCUAGAGGCUGAACUUGAGCUUGAGCGGCAAGGGAGUUUCGGGUCUGAUUCUGUUGAUGAUGAGAGGGAGGGGAAGCUUGAUCUGGAUCUUGAUGUUGAUCUAGAUGAGCCACGUAUGAACUCAAACUUGAAUUCGAAUUCAGGUUUGAACUCGCAUGUGCCCCGUUCCAUGACCCAGAGUCAAACUCACUCAUUCGGAAUGGAUCCCACCCUUGUACAUGGAUUUGAGUCAUAUCCCAUGGCAUAUGAGCUUGGUUCCUCGCUCGAUGUCCCAUUCUGCAUGGACUCCCAACCUCCGUUCCCACCGGAGAUGGAGUCGUAUGUGAUGUGA
Penicillium odoratum is the source of this 1887-nucleotide messenger RNA. RefSeq lists its product as uncharacterized. The record is from RefSeq and is a predicted model, not a curated record. NCBI's taxonomy places the organism in Eukaryota, Fungi, Ascomycota, Eurotiomycetes, Eurotiales, Aspergillaceae. The coding region runs from base 1 to 1887 and encodes 628 amino acids. The transcript has 2 exons.